Linepithema humile (Argentine ant) is the source of this 1020-nucleotide messenger RNA. Its product is annotated as phospholipase A2-like. Lineage: Eukaryota; Metazoa; Arthropoda; Insecta; Hymenoptera; Formicidae. Gene Ontology annotation, biological process: arachidonate secretion; phospholipid metabolic process. Gene Ontology annotation, molecular function: A2-type glycerophospholipase activity. The record is from RefSeq and is a predicted model, not a curated record.
AUGUCGCAUGAUGUUAACAUACGCAGUUUCGAUGUGAGUUAGUUAACAUCUCAUAAAGUUAACUGUUGGUUGAAAAAUAGUUUUAUGUGUGAAACUAAAUACACAAUUAUUUCUUGUGUUGAUAAUUUGCAUUAACGAUUAACUUCAAAAUGAAGCAAUUUCACACAUUCAAUCUUAUAAAGCUUUUCGUGCACGUGUUGAUCGUUGAUAAUAGCUACACGGCAGAAGCAUUUUUCAACAUCAAAAAUUAUUAUCGAAUUUUACCCGGGCUGAAGCAGCUUAAAAACCUUAGACAUGGAAUUCUUCCAGGCACGCUUUGGUGCGGUUUUGGAAAUAUUGCUCACAACGAUUCUGAAUUGGGCGUAUACAGAGACCUAGACAUGUGUUGCAGAGCACACGAUCGCUGCGACGAUUCGAUAAAAUCUAAAACUACAAAAUACGGAUUAUAUAACAAAUACAUCUGUAGAAGUUCAUUAUGCGAGUGCGAUUUGCAAUUUUAUGAUUGUUUGGUGCAAGUCCAUGGUUUAUAUGCAUCCUUUGUGGGAAAAUUGUAUUUUAAAAAAUGCAAGCAAUGCUUCCGUGUCUAUUAUAAUCCUGAAGCAUGCGUAGAAGAAGGUCUCGAUAUGAACGAAGGGAUUGAUCGUAAAGGUAAUCGCGUUUUCUGUGCGAAAUUUGACCAAAAUCCAAAAUGGAAGCACCGACAUAAUACCGUCACUCUGCCGGAUCUGGAUGAAAAUUGGGAUGAUGAACUAUACGAAACAGUGGGGCAAUCCGCUUUAGAAUCCUAUUCUGCAAAGGAUAGAAAAGAUUCCAGCAAUGAAGACGAUUUUGUUUAUAAAAACUAUGGUGCGAUCAGAGAUAAUGAUUAAUGCAUUUGAAUAAUUCUGCAAAAGGCAUUAUUUCAUCUUAUAUUAAAUAAAAAUUAAACUUUAUAGUUUUAAAGUUCUAACUUCCUUAUAUAAGUUUUAUAUUUUACAAAAACUUGAUCAAAAAGUAUUAAUUAAAUACUUUCCAUAUUAA